Fusarium keratoplasticum is the source of this 2001-nucleotide messenger RNA. RefSeq names its product Amine oxidase. Bases 1 to 2001 code for a protein of 666 amino acids. The record is from RefSeq and is a predicted model, not a curated record. The transcript has 3 exons. Gene Ontology annotation, molecular function: primary methylamine oxidase activity; copper ion binding; quinone binding. Lineage: Eukaryota; Fungi; Ascomycota; Sordariomycetes; Hypocreales; Nectriaceae. Gene Ontology annotation, biological process: amine metabolic process.
AUGUCAUCCCACGCCUCCAAGUCUGCUCCUCACCCUCUCGACCCCCUGACCGUCGACGAGGUGCAGACGGCCUCUCAGAUUGUCCACAAGCAGAUCGGAUGCGCAGACAACGAGAUCAGAUUCAAGCUUAUUGAUCUCGCUGAGCCUCCUAAGGACACCACUCUUCGUCACCUUCACCACAAUGGCCCGGCUCCUGAUCGAAGGGCAAGGGUGUACUACCACCUCAAGACCAGCCAGGCUCUCUUGAUCGCCGUUGUUAACCUGGCAACCAAGAGAGUUGAGAAGCUCUACGAUGCCCCCAACUCGCAAGGACCUGUUGACUGGCAUGAGUAUGAGCUCAUCACUAGAGCCUGCAACAGCCACCCCGAGGUCUUGGCCGAAGUUGCCAAGCUCAAGCUUCCUCCCAAUGCCCGCCUUCUCAACGACCCUUGGGCCUUUGGCACAGACGACGCCAACGAGCGACGACGACUCUUCCAAUGCUACAUGUACAUCGCCCUCGACGAAGACCCCGAAGCCAACCACUACUCCCUCCCCCUCCCUCUCGCCCCCAUCUUCGACGCCCACACCCUCGAGCUCGUCGAGAUCGAAAGACUUCCCAUGGGCACUGGCGACGAGCUGGAUCCCGAGACUCAGCCCUGGGAGCCUGCCCAGCCGGUCGAGUACAGCGCAAACAUCAUGGGAGAGGAUGCCUUCCGAAAGGACCUCAAGCCUCUACAAGUCGUUCAGCCCGAAGGACCUUCGUUCAAAAUUUUUGGUCGUCGCGUUGAGUGGCAGAAGUGGUCUUUCCAGCUUGGUUGGACUCUUCGAGAGGGCCCCGUUCUUCACGAUGUGCAGUACGACGGGCGUCCUCUAUUCUACAGAGUAUCCAUGAGCGAGAUGACAGUUCCCUACGGCGACCCUCGAUCACCAUAUCACCGAAAGCAGGCCUUUGAUCUCGGAGACUCUGGCUUUGGUCUUACUUCCAACAGUCUGAGCCUUGGCUGCGAUUGUCUCGGUCACAUUGCCUACUUCAGCGGUGUUCGAGUGACUGCAGAUGGCAAGCCCGCGGUCAUGCCCAACGUUGUCUGCAUGCACGAGAUUGAUGACGGUAUCGGCUGGAAGCACACCAACUUCCGCAACCACAAGUCUUCUGUCGUGCGAAACAGACAGCUCGUCAUCCAGUGCACGGCAACUGUUGCCAACUACGAGUACAUCCUGGCCUUUGUCCUUGACCAAGCUGCCAACAUCCACAUCGAGGUCCGAGCCACCGGCAUCGUUUCGACCAUGCCCAUCCGUCAAGGCCUUCAAGUCCCCUGGGGCACAAUCGUCGCACCAGGUGUCCUAGCCGUCAACCACCAACACAUUUUCUGCGUGAGAGUUGACCCCUGCCUAGACGGUGACCGAAACAACACAAUCACAUACGAUGAAUGCCACCCCGUGAUCAACGAACCCGAUCUCGACCCCUUCGGCUGCGCCUUCAGAGUAAACACCACACCAAUCGAGAAGCCAGGCGGCUACGACCUCGACCUCACCAAGAACCGCACAUUCAAAAUAAUCAACGAGUCCCGCACAAACGCCAUCUCCGGAAAGCCCCACGGAUACAAGUUGCACGCUGUUCCUAGCCAGAUGCUCAUGAUGGCACCUCACACGUUCAACUACCGCCGCGGAAUCUUCACUUCCAAGCCCAUCUGGGUGACAAAGUACAACGACGACGAGCUAUGGGCGUCGGGAGAGUUUACGAACCAAAGCCGAGAGGAUACAGGCUUGGCUAUUUGGGCGAAGCGUGAUGAGAAUGUAAAGAAUGAGGAUGUUGUUCUUUGGCACGCUUUUGGAGUUACUCACGUCACUCGACCUGAAGACUUUCCAGUCAUGCCCGUCGAAAAGUUUGCCGUGUCACUAAAGCCCACCAGCUUCUUCGAGGUCAACCCAUCCAACGACGUCCCUCGAUCCAACCAGAGCGCCAACCAAUCUACGCUACACACCGUUGGGCCCGAGUCCUGCUGCCGACCUUCACGCAUCUAA